Messenger RNA from Gamsiella multidivaricata, 1965 nucleotides. RefSeq names its product kinase-like domain-containing protein. Gene Ontology annotation, biological process: protein phosphorylation. Lineage: Eukaryota; Fungi; Mortierellomycota; Mortierellomycetes; Mortierellales; Mortierellaceae. The record is from RefSeq and is a predicted model, not a curated record. Gene Ontology annotation, molecular function: ATP binding; protein kinase activity. The transcript has 6 exons. The coding region runs from base 1 to 1965 and encodes 654 amino acids.
AUGAUUCAUAGCAACAAUAUCGAUACCAACAACCACAACAAUACCAACGCUUAUGCAGCAUCAUCUGCUCAGCACUUUAUUGCUGCGCCUGUGAACACUGCCGAGGCACACCAUCACCACCAACAACAGCAACACCAACAACAGAAGCAGACUAAGAAUACCAGGAACAACAACAGCUAUAGUGAUACCGCAGCAGCUUAUGGCGUCAAUGGCAACACAGAGGCCGCAUCGAGGAUGGUUGCUGAAGCGAACCAGCAGAAAAACAUGAUGCCGACCUAUCCAGGAUUAGAGCGCUUCACGCUUCUGGAAAAGAUGGGAGAUGGUGCUUUCAGCAACGUGUUCAAGGCCCAUGACACCAAGACUGAUCGCGUGGUUGCUAUCAAGGUUGUCCGCAAGUUUGACAUGAAUGCCCACCAGAACAAACAUCUGCAUCGCGACAUGAAAAAGAAGCCGCGUGUGACCGAGAGGGCCAACAUUUUGAAGGAAGUUCAGAUCAUGCGUCAGCUGAACCAUCCAGGAAUCGUCGAGCUUUACGACUUUUCUGAGUCAGACGAAUACUACUUUCUCGUAUUGGAGUUGGCAACGGGCGGCGAACUCUUCCAUCGCAUUGUCAAGCUGACAUACUUUUCAGAGGAUCUGGCGCGGCAUGUCAUUGUCCAGGUCGCACAGGCGAUCCGCUACUUGCAUGAGGAAAAGGGUGUCAUCCAUCGUGACAUCAAGCCCGAGAACAUCUUGUUCGAGCCCAUUCCUAUCAUCCCCUCUCCUCCCGGUUACAAGCCUGAUGAGGAUAAGGAGGACGAGGGUAUCUUCCAACCUGGUAUUGGCGGAGGCGGCAUUGGACGAGUCAAAAUUGCAGAUUUCGGAUUGUCGAAGGUUGUUUGGGACGAGCACACAAUGACGCCCUGCGGUACUGUUGGAUACACCGCUCCGGAGAUUGUAAAGGAUGAGAGGUACUCAAAGUCGGUCGAUAUGUGGGCGCUUGGUUGUGUGUUGUACACACUGCUGGUUGGCUUCCCUCCAUUCUACGAUGAAAGUAUCCAGGCAUUAACGGAGAAGGUCGCGCGCGGUCAGUUCACAUUCCUGAGUCCCUGGUGGGAUGAAAUCUCUUCUGAAGUCAAGGAUCUCAUCUCACAUUUAUUGUGCGUGAACCCCCAUGAGCGAUACACGAUCGAUCAAUUCUUGGCCCAUCCCUGGAUCAAGGCUGGUGAGCAGCCCAUGGCCAAGGACGCUGUCAAGAGCACGAUUCCAGAGAUUUCAGUUGCCUCGCCUAUGUUUGCAGAGAACAAGAUCCUGGCUGGAAAUCCGUUGUCUCCGGGUGUUGGUCUUAAGGAGGUCUUUGAUGUGUCGAAUGCGGUUCAUCGUAUGGGUGAGGAGUCGCGUCGUCGACACACGCCACAACCCGGGGGACACCAGUCAUUGGAAACACGCCAGCGCCAGGCAUUUAUGACACAGUUGAAUGAGGAGGACGAGGAGGGCGAGCAUUCGGAUGAGUCUGGAUCCGGGUCGAAUAUGAGCGAGGAUGAAGUUAUUGCAGCUAGUAUGGAUGGAGUGCGAAUCAAUGGACAGGAGCAAAAGCAGGACAUGGGCGUCCUUCACAGACAGCAGAAGGAGUACCAACGUGCACAAGAGCAGAUUGCGGCAGAGAAUCACAGCAAGUACUUAAGGCAGCAGCAGCAGGCAGGCGUGGCGGUUCCAUCGCACCACAUAUCAUCCUCGUCAAAAUCAGGAGGAUAUUCGUCUGGAACUCGGUCCGGUAAUACGACGAGUACAAGUACGUCAACAUCGACAACGAGUUCGUCCGCCAGCAGACGCCGCAGAGCGGGUUUCCAGCUGAAUAUGAACCAGGCUACGCUGUUAAAGCGUCGUGCGAAGCAGAGCCAGGUGCAGCCACAGCCAUAUCAUCUUCCACCGACGGUGGAAUGCCAGGACCAGCGGAUGAGUCAACCCUCUGCCGUGGCUGUUUAA